GGAGCUGCACGCGGAUUUGCAUGAAGCGGAGACUGGAGCUGGCGGCGCGCGGGGCGGGGGGACCUGCGCGCCCGGGGAGCGGAGCCGGGCUGGGGGUUGGACUUUCCUGCCCGGAGGCGGCACCCAAACAGCCACCCCGUGCGGAAACCCAAACUUUCUGCUGCCACUCGGUGCCUUGCGGCCGCCGCCUCCGCCCCGCGCCUGGGGCCUGCCCGACCCGGCCCGCGCCUUCGCCUCCGCCUCCGCCUUCGCCCGGAGCCGCCGGGGCCGCGCGCCGCAGCCUGCAAAGUUAGCUGGAGUUGGGGCGAAGUUUGGGGCGCGCGGCCAGGCCGGGCCGGGCUCCCUGCCGCCGCGCGCGCCCUCCCCAGCCAUGUCGUCCAUCCUGCCCUUCACCCCCCCGAUCGUGAAGCGCCUGCUGGGCUGGAAGAAGGGCGAGCAGAACGGGCAGGAGGAGAAGUGGUGCGAGAAGGCGGUCAAGAGCCUGGUGAAGAAAUUGAAGAAGACGGGGCAGCUGGACGAGCUGGAGAAGGCGAUCACCACGCAGAGCGCCAACACCAAGUGCAUCACCAUCCCCAGGUCCCUGGAUGGUCGCCUGCAGGUGUCCCAUCGCAAGGGGCUCCCUCAUGUCAUCUACUGCCGCCUGUGGCGAUGGCCAGACCUGCACAGCCACCACGAGCUGCGGGCCAUGGAGCUGUGUGAGUUCGCCUUCAACAUGAAGAAGGAUGAGGUGUGCGUGAACCCUUACCACUACCAGAGGGUGGAGACACCAGUUCUACCUCCUGUGCUGGUGCCACGCCAUACAGAGAUCCCGGCCGAGUUCCCCCCGCUGGAGGACUACACCCAUUCCAUCCCCGAGAACACUAACUUUCCUGCUGGCAUCGAGCCCCAGAGCAAUAUUCCAGAGACCCCACCCCCUGGCUACCUAAGCGAAGAUGGAGAAACCAGUGACCACCAGAUGAACCACAGCAUGGACGCAGGUUCUCCGAACCUCUCCCCGAAUCCGAUGUCCCCAGCACACAGUAACUUGGACCUGCAGCCUGUCACCUACUGCGAGCCAGCCUUCUGGUGCUCCAUCUCCUACUACGAGCUGAACCAGCGCGUCGGGGAGACCUUCCACGCCUCACAGCCGUCCAUGACAGUGGAUGGCUUCACCGACCCCUCCAACUCGGAGCGCUUCUGCCUCGGCCUGCUGUCCAACGUGAACAGGAACGCGGCGGUGGAGCUGACGCGGAGGCACAUCGGGAGAGGCGUGCGGCUCUACUACAUCGGCGGCGAGGUCUUUGCAGAGUGCCUCAGUGACAGUGCUAUUUUUGUCCAGUCUCCCAACUGUAACCAGCGCUAUGGCUGGCACCCCGCCACCGUCUGUAAGAUCCCCCCAGGAUGCAACCUAAAGAUCUUCAACAACCAGGAGUUUGCCGCGCUGCUGGCUCAGUCUGUGAACCAGGGCUUUGAGGCUGUCUACCAGCUGACACGCAUGUGCACCAUCCGCAUGAGCUUCGUCAAAGGCUGGGGGGCCGAGUACAGAAGACAGACAGUCACCAGCACCCCCUGCUGGAUUGAGCUGCACCUGAAUGGGCCUUUGCAGUGGCUGGACAAGGUCCUCACACAGAUGGGCUCCCCCAGCAUCCGCUGCUCCAGUGUGUCUUAGAGGCCACGGAGGUGCUGGGGGCGGCAGGUUCGGUUGGGCACAGCAGCCAGGAAGGAGACAGAGAUCAGAACUCUAGUCAACCUACUCAUGGCCAGGAAGAAGUUAUUUUUCUCCCUUAACAUGACACCAGCCUAUUCUCAUAAAACACAGAAGCAAGCCCAGAGACGGGUUUUACGAACAGAGAUGUCCGCUGAAUCCGUGUGCCCUCUGCCCCCGUCUGAAGGACAAGAAAUGGCUUCCACUCUGGUGGUGUGAGUGAAUAGCUAGUGUUUAACUGCCUGGCCUCCGCCAAGCCUCCUUGUCUAAGGACAGCAGUCUGGACUGCUGGAGUCCAGUGGUACCACCUCUGUCCAGGACUGGGGUGUGGAAUCCACCUUGGAAGCAAGACUCUGGCACUUCUGACCGACACAAGCCUCCUUCAUGUGUCUUUCUGGCCAAGUCCUUCCACGUGGGCAGUGUGGGUGAUCCUGGAAGCCCUUCUGGCUCUCCUUUCUCCACACACACUGCUGGGUGUGACAGAUGUGUCCAGCAGCAUGUGGUAUGGCCGUCUCUUCCGUGGACGCUCUCUGUUCUUUCUCACCUGGAGCAGCUGGGAGGCUGUGAGGCUCACCGUGUAAGCAGAUGCCUAUCACAUUGAUCUCGAAGAGAUUCGAAUGAUGUUACGUGUUGCCAAGAGGCAAGGACUGAGCAACAGUGCUGAGGGCAGCUGUGUUGGUUGAGUAGUUGGUUACAUUAAGUAAGUCAGUCUUACCAUAUGCUCUUCUAAAAAUGUGCUAUUAAAAGAACGUCCUGGGCAGGUGCAUUGACUGGGGAACCAGAGCAACACUCGGCACAUAGCUGCUUCCUCCGCCCCCCCAAGGUGAAGCUCUGCCAGGCUUUGUGGAGGAGCCACCUGCCGGCGCUUUGGGAUGCUGGAUUUUACAGAAGCAAAUGCACCAGAAGGGAAACAUCUCUGGCCAACAUAGGCAUAUCAAAGGGCUAUUAAAAUUGUUUUUAUACCUUUGAAAAUUGCAGGCUUGGUGCAGAGAGGUCUGUCAUCUCCAUCCUGGGAUGGAAGAUUAUCUAGCUCACCAUGGAGGACCAUCAGCAACAGCCACUGCAGUGAUGCCCUGUAAUAAGAACUGCUCCCAGUGGCAAUGAGGGAGAAAACUAGUGUAAAUUAUUUCAACUGGAAAAAAAAAUGGAAAAAGAGCCCUAUCUUUUACUGGCCUUUUGCAGAAUACAGCCGACAGGAUUGACACCUGCAACUGGUACUUUAUUCUUCAUUGCUUUUUUUCCCUUUUAAUGAAAUGUCUCACAUUUUUGCAUGGAUUUAUACCAGAAAAAUAAAAGGAUUUCCUAUGGAAGUCCUGUCUUAUUCCAGGUGAAGGGAAGAAAGAGUAACUUUUGGCAGGUUCUGAACCUCGAAUGUGAUGAAAUUUCUGAUACAUGAUGCACACUUGGGGCACUUGCUGGUGCCCCACCUGCAGGAUCCUGUGCCCCAUGGCUGGAGCCUUGAGAUUUACAGAGGAGUACUGCCCCCUAAGCCUCCCAAGGACACAAGAAGAGAAGGAAGAAGCACCUUGGUAAGAGCUAUGCGGAUCUUCCUGUGGGAUAUUGACCCAGAAUCCAGCGAGGAUACAACACUCCCCACUUCCUCUGAAGAUCCGUGAACUGCUGCUUGCAAACACAGGAAGCUGAGGCUCCUGCUUGUACAUUCAUGUUUCUGGUCAGUUCUGGCACCAGGACAAGACUAUUCCAUUUGAGCUUCUGUGGCGAGGAUCAUGGCCCCUCUCCUGAAAGCCAUGGGCAGUGGUCUCGGAGGGCCUGCGUUCCCCACCUGCUGUGUGAUCUAAAGGCUUCCUGGGUGUGGGGUUAUCCUGGAGGCACUCAGAAUCCAGCUUCAGGGACAGCCUGAGCCCAGAGGUCCUGGGCUCACGGUCGGCUGUAUUUGAAUGAUGUCAGAACUCAGUGUCCAGAUCUAAUGGUUGCUUCUAGGAGGCAUGAAGUUUGGAUUCUGUGUUUUUCCAAAGGCUGUUUCCUUGGCUCUUUCUUGUUACAGACCACCGGAGGAGGACAUACGAGGAAAUCAUCACUGACACUGAGCAUGGGCAUAGAGGGUGGCCAGGGGCACAGAGCUCAUCACACAGCAUAACAGAGGUCCUUCGGGCAUGUGUAAUUAGUGUUCUUUCUAAGCCACAAAAAGCUAGUUUUCUUAGUUUUAAAUCCUGUUGUACAAAUGGCAUUUAUACAUUUAAAAACUUUAAGGGUGGCUAUUGACAACAGUUUUAAGUACAGUUCUCUUAGGCCACAUGACUACCUGUGCUGGCCUGGCCCUGGGGCAGAGGUCCCUGGCUUUGUCUCCGAAGAGCCAGCAUCCAGUCCUUGUCCUCCUGCACUCCCCAGUUCACCACUUUGUUUCGUAAGGCCGAUAAUGGCAGCGCAUGCGGGAAGCUGCCGGCUGGGCUGGGUCACGGGCCUAUGCCAGGGUCACCUGGCUGGCAUUGAGAGAGGAGCCAGAGGCAAGAGCAGGACCUCUGGCUCUUAGGAAGAACCCACACGGGCAACACUGCUGGCAGACCUCUCCAUUGUCCUGAUGCUAUGUUGUACUUUUUUUUUUUAACUGACCAUGGUGAUUAUUUUUUUUAAAUUGUUAAUGUAUUGAAAUGAGCUGUAGCACAGAUCAUGUGCUUAGUUUGUUUUGUUUUUCUGUCUCCUCCUUGGCUUCCUAGAGCUUGGACGUAUUCCAGGACUAAACGCUCUAACCCAAACCACAGAACAGAGUUUUCUGUAAGCAGCAUGUGCUUGUCAGGCGCAGACAGGAGACUUGGGGGAGACGGCAGGCACUUGGUUUCCUUCCCAGCCUCACGCCGCUCCUGGUGCUGCGGUUUACUGUGGGGGGCAGCUCUGGAGGCAGCACAGGCUUAGCCCUGCACCCGCUUUAUCAUGUGGUGUUACGUGGUUAGAGCUGGGACUUUCCCCCAAACCUCUGUGCAUCUCCUCUUUACAAGAAAACCGGACACAGCCAAGUGGUACCAUUUUCCUUCAUGUGGCAUUGACAUCCCCUCAUGUAAAUCUUGGCGGCCUCUCUCCCUCCGGGCCCAUCUCAAGCAGGUGGAGAGCAGAAAGAUAUUCGCUGCAGGGUGUGGGUCACACAGCUAGGCAUGCAUGACAGCCCUGAUGGGGAGGUGUCAGCCUGCGACCCCAGGGACCCUCAGGAACACAGCUUUCAUAGGAAGGAAACUUGCAAUUCAUGUAACUGGAUUGAGAAAUUCUAAGUGAUUCUGUCAUUGAUUUUUUUUUUUAAAUGCAGAAGUAAUGCAUUGUUUCUAUAUUUAUGUAAUAAUUUCUUAAAACUUUUCAGACAGAUAACUAAUUUUUUAAAAAUACAUUUGGAAAGGCAUCUCCUGUGGACAGCAGCUGGAAGAGGUGGGCCAGUUCUCAGCCUCAGUGGAGGCCGUAGUGGCUUUUCCAGUUCAGCAUCAGAGGCAGCGAGCCGGGCUGGCUGAGCAAGCAGCAGCUCCAAGUCAGAUCCCGGCCCUUUGCUAGGGGUAACAAUCUCCUCUGGAGCUGCGGAGCCAUGGCUGUCGAGAAGCCUGCCCUCAGCCUCAGUGCCCGGCGCCAGCCCUGUGCAGCCUUGUCCUGGUGUGUAGGGAGGGGCGGGCACAGGCCAGAGCAUGCCGACUCCCUGCGCUACGCAGCCAGCCUUUUACUCUGUAAAAAGCAUGUAUGUAUUUAUAGUGUUUUAGACUUUUCUAACUUUUAUAUCUUAAAAGCAGCGCACCUGUUUAAGUAUUGUACCCCCCCCACACUUGUUAAAGAUGAUUCAUGUCGUCUCUUCCCUUCUUCUGCUCUUGUAAGUGUCCUUCUAAUAAACUUUUCAUUGAAAAGCUCCUA
This is a messenger RNA of Cavia porcellus (domestic guinea pig), 5524 nucleotides long. It is a transcript of the gene Smad3, whose product is annotated as SMAD family member 3. The record is from RefSeq and is a predicted model, not a curated record. Lineage: Eukaryota; Metazoa; Chordata; Mammalia; Rodentia; Caviidae. Gene Ontology annotation, biological process: cell differentiation; SMAD protein signal transduction; transforming growth factor beta receptor signaling pathway. Gene Ontology annotation, cellular component: heteromeric SMAD protein complex. Gene Ontology annotation, molecular function: RNA polymerase II cis-regulatory region sequence-specific DNA binding; I-SMAD binding; DNA-binding transcription factor activity, RNA polymerase II-specific. The coding region runs from base 371 to 1648 and encodes 425 amino acids. The transcript is spliced from 9 exons.